Molecule: messenger RNA, 3156 nt
Organism: Pomacea canaliculata
Lineage: Eukaryota; Metazoa; Mollusca; Gastropoda; Architaenioglossa; Ampullariidae
Product: O-acyltransferase like protein-like
Exons: 15
Coding region: 407-3136 (909 amino acids)
Molecular function (GO): acyltransferase activity, transferring groups other than amino-acyl groups
Source: RefSeq, a predicted model, not a curated record
CGGGGAAGGGGUGUAUACCCAACUCUGCGGGGGUUAGGGAUGAGGGACUCAACACACACUUGAUUUAGGAUGUCCAUGAUUGCAGCUCGAGGUUUCUGGCAGUAGUCGGUGUAGGCGGUGAUGUUGGACUUUGUCACGACCGUGUCUGGGUCACGCUGCUUGAGUUUCAGCUUGUCCCUUCUCGACGAUCCCUUCUGGUCGAAGCAUAAUCUUACUUUGUGAGUGACUUUAUUUGCCGUUGAAACUAAUUUCCCCUCGAUAACUUAACAGUCUGCGCUGACUACAGAAGAAAGAAAACCCAAUCAGACAAGUAAGUCAAAAAGAAUUUGGUUACAAACCAUCAAUCGGAGCAGACGACUUCAACAGAGAGCAAAUAACUUCAAGGUAUACAAAACCAAAAACAGCUAUGUGCUUGAAGUCUUCGCCAUGCAGGACAUUUCUUUCUUCGGUUGUGCUCCUGGCAAGCGUCAGUUGGAUACUCGCAGGGUCGUCAGUUUUAGACGAUGGGACAAGCGUCAACUUGACGCACACGUCCACUGCAGACGGCGUGAGGAGAACGCUGAUGAUGGCCGUCACCUGGCCGUCGUCUAGACAGGCAGAAGACAACGACAGCGACAUGAUGACAACCAGUAAUGUCCAGAAUAACCAAAAUUAUUCGUCCUUCUGGCGAUGUAUAGAAGACUUGGUCACGCUGGCUGUUGGUGUGGAUCAGAAGGAGGACUGGGCGGUGCAAAUGCGAGAUGCUUCUGCAUCCGUUGGUGAGGGCCUGGCGCCCAUGGAACUGGACCUCAUGGGUGUUGCCUCGGAGUGUGUGAGCGUGGAGCCUCCUCGUGCACUACUAAUGAAGGCUAAGUACUGCUCACUGUCCCUCCAAACACCAUUCGCGGAAAGGAUGAACACAUUGGUUGCCCCCUUUGCUAUAACCAGCCAGUCGGUGGGACUUUGUGUGCCCGCCUCUUGUGACGAAGAUACUUUGCGUCUUGUCUUCCGGCAAAAGGCUCCUUCGCUUAAUCUUACCAACAACACAAAAGUCAACGGCGUCUACUGUGAACAGAGCAGCGGCCCUUGGAAGCCAGAGCAAAUAACUCUAUUGGUGCUUCUAUGUUGCUGGAUUUGUCUUCUCCUGGUGGCUACUUGCUUCGAAGUGUACACCUCUCACCUUGAUGGGCGGAAAGAUCAAAGUAAUCACCAGGUGCCAUUGAACGUCACGCGACGUCAUCAGCUGCCCACUCGCCUGACGCGACCUGACGAUUUAGAAACGGAAUCAACCUCCAGGUACAUCCAGCUACCUCCACCCUUAUCGUCCCGACUGUUUCUUGGCAGCCGACGAGGUGAACUUCACGGGUUUGCAGACCGAGAACACAGAGCGAGACAGGAAGAAGACUAUUCGAGGGGAAAUGCAUGGCCGGAAGUGACGUGUUACAUAAGCGAGAACCCAACAAUGUCAAAGUCGACUGAAGACCGCGUGUUACAUUCUGGACGUUCACAGCGCUUCCCGUUAGGUCCGUCGUCGUCACACGUCGAUGAAGAAGAAAGAGAGAGGGAGAAUAAAAGGUCUCAUCGCUCCCGUCAUCGCCGACGAGACCAUCCAGCAAGCCAGUCGGACAGCGGGAGCUACGGCAGCAUCUCCUACAGGUCGUCUGGGCGCACAGACGAGGAGAACUAUUUUUCUUUCGCCAGCAUCUCAACCCUCCGCGGCACAUCGCUGACCAGGCCACCUGGGGAAGAAGAAGAAGCUGGACAGGGGUCGUCAGGUCAAGGAUGGAGGAAUAAAGUCUUGAAAUGUCGCGAACUGUGCGGGGGAGCAAGCAUUGCAGGGCUGAAGAUGAGACGCCAGCUGGUGAAGUGCUUGUCUUUUUCCUUCAACAUCUCCGAACUGAUGGACACACAUCAACAAGAUCCCCAGUUGGGUUUCCUCCAUGGCCUUCGCGCAUGCGCAAUCAUCUGGAUCGUCUUCACGAACACGUUACUUUACAUCGCUCCGUUUGUGCGCAACUCGCGAAGUUUUGAGGAGAACGUGCUGCCCUUCGCCAGUGGCUCCUAUGGCGUGGACUUUCUUCUCGCCUUAAGGGGUGUCGUGUCUGGUUUUGUGAUGUCACAGAAGCUGGAGCAGACAGGCGGAAGGACCAAUUGGCUAGGGUUCUACAUUCGUCGUUUCUGGCGGUUGAUGCCUACAAUGGUGCUUGUGGGUGUGGUCUACGUGAUUUUCUUCCCGUCAGUCACAAGUGGACCGUUAUGGACCGACCACGCCCCCGACUAUUCCCAGUGCAAGAGUUAUUGGUGGGCGAACCUUCUCCUUGUACAGAACUUUCUGCAAAAAGGAUGCAUGCCGUGGACGUGGUACCUGGCGGUGGAGUGGCAGCUGCACGUCGUCACGCCCCCAGUGCUCAUCCUCCUUCAAAGGUGGACCAGGUGGGGUGUGUUUUUGGUGGCAUGCCUGGUCACGCUCUCCUGUGUCACCUGCGGAGUUCUGUCGCACGUGUACAACCUGCCGCUCACCCCUCACGUUCCGGUCGCCAACGUGACCAGGGAAGCAGCAGACUACAUCUCCGUGUACCUGAGGCGACCUUACACGCAUGCGCCGUCCUAUUUUCUUCCUCUCUUGGUUGGCUAUGUGCUGCAUAAACGGAAGUUCCAGUCGCCUCUAAAGCUGCUACCCACCCUUGUGACGUCAGCUUUGUGCAUCGCUAGUGUCCUGGCCGUUGUGCUGGGCCCAGCCUGCUACAGUAAAGGCGGCAGUUCUCUCCCCUUGCUGCUCGUGGUUGUCUACCAUGCACUCAGUCACACUGUGUGGGCUCUGGCCCUUAGCUGGCUUCUCUUUCUCUACGCCAACGGAAAUUUAAACGUUGUCAGCAAGUUCAUGUCUUGGUCUGGAUGGAUACCCAUCUGCCGCCUGACCUAUUCCAUCUACCUGGUACACCCGAUUGUCAUUUUUUGCUACACCGUCUGCUUGGAACAAUUCUUCUACUUUACCUUCUACACUGGGAUUAUCCUUCAACUGGGAAUACUGGUAAUCAGCAUAGUUGUGGCCCUCGCAGUCGCACUGUUGGUAGAAAUGCCCCUCUCCAACCUUGAAGUCUUGUUGAGUUACUAUGUGGAAUUGAUACGAUCAAAGAUGCUGAAUACUAGUAUUUAACAUCUUUGAUACAAUCCAAU